AUGUUAUAGAGAAUUUAACCUCAAAUUGAAAAUAACUAGCCAAUCCAACAGAAUCCUGAAGAAAUGUUGAUAGGACAAGAAUAUACAAGCUUUGUCCUCCUUGAAAAUUCAACUUUUAAGACAGUAUUUAAAAUAGAAUAAACUAAGAUUUAUGAAUGCAUCCGAAUAUAAUCAGCAUAAAAAUACAUAGUUUAUCAAUUGACGUAUCAAUGAUAAUAACGUAGCCACUCUGCUUAAUCAAUUUCCCCUCAGAAUAUUCAAAAACUCAACUAGUGCAAACUUGUAAACCUCAUUCAUCCCGAGAAUAUCUAUUAUGAAGAAAACUGCAUUUAUAUGACUUAAUAGCAAUAUUUAAACAACUUUUAGUUAUAGAACUGUAGACAACAAUUAAAUAAAUAAUUACAAUUGUUCCUUAUAACACAACUUUGCAUAAGUUUAAUAAUAUUUUAUACCAUAUUUUUAUAGCAUUAUAAGAACUCGAGAAACGGAGCUUCCCCCAUUAUAUAUUGAGUCCUAAUAACAUUUACAUCAUUGAAGGUGUAUUGCACCUUAGUUUGAUGCAUUUCAAAUUUGAAGAAACAGGAUAGAAUACCUUUGAUUCAUUUUAGUAAUUCGGUAAAUCUUAAUUGUGUAUUCAAAGUCAAUUAGUAUUUUCACUCAGGUGAUUACUGUAAGGACAAUUUUGAAAACACAACUGAUUAUCUCUUAUCAAAAAUGUAGAUUGAUGAUUCAGAAAGCAAUUCUACCAGCUUUGUCAAAAAGUUACUUUAGAUUAAUUAUUUAAAAUCAGAAUAAGCUGGAUAUAAUUCCUUUAUAUAUUCAUCAUCAAGACCUUCCUUAUUUUAAAUUUACCCUCACAUUAAAGAUCAAAUCUUUAUUAAAGUUCUCAGGAUUUAUGAUGACAAUGAUGUGGAAGUUAAUAAAUAUCGAUAUACUUAAAAUAAAAGGGAAUUAAUUUUCAAUGAAAUACUUAAAGACAACGUCAAAUUUGCAACUUUUUGUGCUUAUAUUCGCAUCCAAAAGAUUCCCUACUUUUUUUUUUAGAAGUAUCCUUUAACUUUGCAACAAUUAUUUGAAGAAUCCUCAAGAACAACUAAUCAUCCUCUUUAAAAAUUGCAAUAUAAGUUUGCUAUGUAGCUGGCCUAGGCUUUAAAAGAAUUACACAAAUUGCAAAUUUUACACAGAGAUAUUAAACCUGAAAAUGUAUUCAUUACAAAUCUAGAUUACCACAAAGCCAAUCUUAAAGUAGCUGAUUUUGAUAGGUCUCGGAAAAUUGAUUAAUAGGAUUGUUAACAAGAAGUAACUUUAGAUGAUUAUACCGUCUUUUCUAGUACAUAUAACUAUAAUCCUCCUGAAGCUUUCAAAACCUAAUAUGGUUUUUCAAGUGAUAUUUGGCAAUUCGGAUUGACUUGUAAUGUUUUAUUCAAAUAUUUAGUAUUCCAAAUGGCAAACAAUGGAGUCUAUCCGCCAGUCAAGGAAUAACUCGUCUUUUUGGAUGAAGACUAUCGCAAAAUAAACCUAGAUUUUAUCAAAAAUGUAUUACAAGAUAAACAAAAUAUUAAUUAAGCUUACAUUAACUUAAUUUCAAGAUGUCUAGAAUAUGAGAGUAAUUAAAGGAUUACCUUGAAUAAAUUUAUCUAAGAUUUAAGUCAAAUCAGAAUUGAUAUGGUUGAUGAAGAUGAUAUUUUGGAACCUGAAAUUGAUGAUAACUCAGAAAUAAGUACAUGUAAUUUUGACUCUUCAAUUUGUUGGACGAAUUUUUCCUUGAAAAGUCCAAAUUGGAUUUUAAAUGAAUUAGCCCAAUCGGCUGGAGAUACAUCGAUAUUUUUCAAGGAUUAAUGA
Messenger RNA from Paramecium octaurelia, 1842 nucleotides. The record is from the annotation of a GenBank genome assembly. Lineage: Eukaryota; Ciliophora; Oligohymenophorea; Peniculida; Parameciidae.